This is a messenger RNA of Herpailurus yagouaroundi (jaguarundi), 2302 nucleotides long. RefSeq names its product mitochondrial ribosomal protein S27 (gene MRPS27). Lineage: Eukaryota; Metazoa; Chordata; Mammalia; Carnivora; Felidae. The record is from RefSeq and is a predicted model, not a curated record. Gene Ontology annotation, molecular function: protein binding. The coding region runs from base 34 to 1278 and encodes 414 amino acids. Gene Ontology annotation, cellular component: mitochondrion. The transcript is spliced from 11 exons.
CCCUGGGCGUUCUUCCACUUGGUAUGCUCCAAGAUGGCAGCCCCCAUAGCGAGGCGCUGGUUUCUUCUGGCCCGGAGAGUGCCUCUGCCUCCAAUCUCCCUGGCAGGUAAAAGAUGCCUCCUUUCUGCAGCAUAUGUGGACAGCCACAAAUGGGAAGCAAGAGAAAAAGAACAUUGUCACCUUGCUGAUCUAGCAUCUUUAAUGGAUAAAACAUAUGAGAGAAAGCUGCCUGUUAGUUCUUUAACAAUAUCACGGUUUGUGGACAACAUUUCAUCUAGAGAAGAGAUAGACCAUGCAGAGUAUUACCUUUACAAAUUUCGACACAGCCCCAAUUGUUGGUACCUGAGAGACUGGACUAUCCACACCUGGAUUAGGCAGUGUUUAAAAUACGGUGCACAAGACAAAGCCUUAUAUACUCUUGUAAAUAAGGUCCAAUAUGGAAUUUUUCCAGAUAACUUUACAUUCAAUUUACUGAUGGAUUCUUUCAUAACAAAAGAAAAUUACAAAGAUGCUUUAUCCGUGGUUUUCGAGAUCAUGCUGCAAGAAGCCUUUGAAGUGCCUUCUACUCAGCUUCUGUCCCUCUAUGUUUUAUACCAUUGCCUGGCCAAGAAGACAGACUUCAGUUGGGAAGAGGAGAGGAAUUUUGGUGCAUCGCUAUUACUCCCAGGCCUAAAGCAAAAGAACUCAGUGGGGUUGAGUUCCCAGUUGUAUGGCUAUGCACUUCUUGGGAAGGUGGAGUUGCAGCGAGGGCUCCGGGCUGUGUACCAUAACAUGCCUCUGCUGUGGCAACCCGGCUACCUCAACAGAGCCCUUCAAGUGAUGGAGAAGGUGGCCUCGUCCCCGGAGGACGGGAAGCUGUGUGCAGAAGCGCUGGAUGUGCUAGACAGAACGCUGAAGGCUGUGACUGCUCCAGCCUGUGGGUCUUCAGAGGCACAGCCCCAAGAAGAAGACGACCAGGGCUCAGAAGAACUGGUGGAGCAGUUGGACGUGGAGGAAACUGAACAGUCCAAGCUUCCCCAAUACCUGGAACGAUUUAAGGACUUACAUUCUAAGCUUGAGGCUUUGGGCAAAGUUGAAUCAGAAAGUCCUUUGACUCUGACCAUCCAGCUCAUCAAGGAACAGCUCCCCACCUUUGAAGCAGAAGAUAUCGCAACCUAUGAGCAGAAGCUGCAGCAAUGGCAUCUGGAACGGGUACACUUGAUUCAGAGGGAACAGGAGCAGAGGGAGAAGGCAAAGCAGGAGCAUGAGGCCCGGAGGGCAGCAAAGGCAUCUGCCUAACAGGCCCUCAGGCCCCCAGGCCCCACAGAGGAACUUCAUUAGGCCCCGUCCUAGGAUUCUUGCUGACCAUGAUGGCAGCCUCAGCUUCCUCUGCCUGUCGUCUCCUUUUCCUCAAGCAGGCUGCUUGUGACAGAAAGCCACAGUGUUCAACAUAUUAAGGCACUGUGACUUCCCAUCAGAUGCCUAGGAGGGCUGCUGAGCUCUGAGUGGCAGGUGAUCAGACUGAAGCCCCAGCUAAACACCUUAAAAAGGUGCUAUCAAGGCUUAUGGUGGGGUUUCCGGGGUCAGGUAUCAGUGUUGAACAUUGAAAGUCCCUGAUACGUAGCAGUGGUGGAGGGAGAGGCCGUGUUUGAACAGCCUGGUCUUGAGCACAGGCUUCUGAGUGGCCUCUCUCCCCAGCAGGCAAACUGCACGUCCUGAGGCCUCCUCCCCCUCAGUGUCCUCCCAGCCUGAGCUGGGUGUGGGGCACCCACACAUCUCACUUUCUCCCUCCCCCAUGUCUCUGCUCUGCAGACCUAAACUGGGAAGAAAUUGAGGACAGGAAUGAACAUGACACCAUGAACCCACUGGCUUUCAAAUUUCAGGCACCCACAGUAACAUUUUUAGAAUGGAAGCGUUUUUGAGGAGAAAGAUAACUCUAGCUCUGAAGCCUCCUGAGCUUGGCUUCUCCAUCACGUUGGGGUAACUUCUUUCCAAAGCAUUGUCUCAGCUCCUUCCUCAAGGAGGUAAAGUGAGCCUUUUGUGUCCACGCAUGCACACAUGUGCAACUUGUGAACACACAUUGCCGUUGGAGAAAUAGGAGAAAACGAGAGGCAGGAUGGGGCUUGUAGUGCAUAGGAGACAUUAACUGUGAACCUCCCAGGGAGUGGAAAUUCCUUCCUGAAGUUUCUCUGUGAAAGGGGUCAGGGGCAGCUCCUGCUUGCUGUAUACAUUUGCCUGUAAGUACAGUGGUAUACUUUUAUUCAAGGUCGUGCUCUUUUAAUCAAGAACCUGUGGAAAUAAAUGUUCUGGGAUUAUUUUGGUA